UGAAGAGGAAAACAAUUUAUAAAUUUUGUGUUGGAACUGUUAAGAACCUAUGAUAAAUAUUAUAUAUAUAUAAAUAGCUGAUGAUUUUUUAUAGGAAGCAAUAUUUUUAUGCAUUGAUUCAAAGAUUGAAGGUAAUUUCGUAAAAGAAAAAAAUAGAUUUGACCUUCGAUAUUUCAUUAAAAUAAAUGCAACAGGAAAACUAAGAUAUUCGUCACGCAACAAUGCAAAUAAACGAAGCUGUAACUAAUUUUACCGUUUAUUAUAAUCUAUAAAUAGGACAUUACAAAAAUGCAAUUGAAAUUUUCAUCAUGGUGUUAUCAAUGAAACGAUGGGUUGGUAAAGUAGCGAUAGUUACAGGUGCCAGUUCUGGUAUCGGUGCUGCUAUUACCAAACAAUUAGUUGAAGAAGGUUUAUUAGUUGUAGGCGUGGCUAGAAGGGUAGAACGGAUCGAAAAUUUAUCUAAAAUUCUAGAAAAUAAACCGGGUAAACUUUUUGCGUUUAAAGCUGACCUGUCGAUUGAAGACGAAAUAAAAGAAAUUUUUAUUUGGACUACGAACAACGUAGGACCAGUUUCUAUUUUAAUAAACAAUGCUGGUCUUCAUAUCAGGACCGGACUAGUGGACGGCGAUACCGAAGCUUGGAAAACUACUAUAAACGUUAAUUUAUUAGGUUUGUGUAUUGCUACGAGGGAAGCUAUAAAAAUAAUGAGAAAUAACGACAUCAAUGGACAUAUUAUCCACAUAAAUAGCUUUUUGGGGCAUAAAGUUGUUGAUAUACCUAAUUUAGAUGUUUAUCCGGCUUCUAAGUAUGGAGUUACCGCAUUAACUGAAACUUUAAGAUUAGAAUUGAACAGUUUAAAAUCAAAAAUUAAAGUUACUAGUAUCAGUCCUGGUAUGGUGGAUACGGAAAUUUUCGAUAGCGUAAGACAUACGAAAGAAUUUAAAGAUAAUAUUCAAAAAAAUAUGCUUCAACCAGAAGAUAUCGCCGAUGGUGUAAUUUAUACACUGUCUACAGCACCACAUGUGCAGGUUCAUGAACUCACUAUAAAACCAAUUGGAGAAAAAUUCUAACCAGUUUUUUUUAUAUAUUAUGAUAAACUUGUAUUAAAAAUGUGUAGUUUUAUUUCAUACUUCAAAAAAAAAACCAAUUAUUAUAGUAACC
This is a messenger RNA of Diorhabda sublineata, 1161 nucleotides long. RefSeq names its product farnesol dehydrogenase-like. The transcript is spliced from 5 exons. Gene Ontology annotation, molecular function: oxidoreductase activity. The record is from RefSeq and is a predicted model, not a curated record. Bases 309 to 1070 code for a protein of 253 amino acids. Lineage: Eukaryota; Metazoa; Arthropoda; Insecta; Coleoptera; Chrysomelidae.